AUGGACGCUCGUCAUGCUUCACUGGUAGCAACCGCAAAUACCGCGACUAGCCUCUCAGAUGAUGAUAUUAUCAGCAAAGAUGUGGUUGAUCGCGGGUUUCUAACCAUAGAAGAUGCUGAAUGCUUCCUCUCUACGUUUAAAGUGAGAAUGAUCGAACAUUUUCCAUUCGUUGUGGUUCCCCCGGACAUGAUGGCGGAGGAACUUCGCCGGGAUAGGCCGUUUCUCUUCCUCUCUAUCAUCUCGGCGGCAUCUUACUCAAAUAUGCCACUACAACGGAAAUUGGGAGAGGAAGUCAAGUCAGCUAUUGCCUCGCGGAUGAUCGUCAACGGAGAAGUUUCCUUCGAUCUGCUGCAAGGAUUGCUGGUCUCCCUAGCUUGGUGCCAUUAUCACACGCGGCCGUAUCGUUACACCCAAUUUCUCCAGUUAGCUAUUGGCCUCAUUAUCGAGUUGCGGUUGGAUAGACCGCCGCAGACGAAAGUAUGGAAAUCAGGGAUCCGAUUCACAUCAAAUUACGACCCGGACGAUGAUACUCUUACUAGACCGUCAUUCGGCCGUGAUGAGCAGAGGGUUGUAGCAGGUUGCUACUAUCUAUCCUCGACAAUCUCCGGACUUUUGCAGAAACAGCUCACCUUUCCAUAUACCGCUUACCUCGAAGAAUGCUGCAAAUCUAUUUACGAUGCGGCUGAGUACCCGUAUGACAAAUCCAUCCUCUACAUCGUUCAGCUCCAGCAUAUUGUGGAAAAAGUCAAUCGUAUAACCUUUCAGCACGGGAUGGAGCUGAAGAACUCUGGGUCGGCGAUGGAGCUAUAUGUCUUAGGCUUGAAAUCUGAGUUAGAGGCAUUCCGUGUCCGGUCAGGGUUUACUUCAGACGAGACACCGCUUACUACUAUGCAGUUCCACACCGCUGAGCUUUCUCUAUACCAGUUGAGCCUACUGAACAAACGCAGACAGCAAUCUGGAUCUAUGCAGACUACGUUAUCGGAUGAUAUGUUAUACGCAGGUGGCAUGGCGGCACAAUCUAUACUUGAACUUUAUCUAUCACUACCGCCCCGCUCAGAAACCAGCUUCAAUAACACUGAAUGGGUUCAGAUUGGAUUUGCUUUGAUUAUCGCAUGUAGGCUAGCAGCCAAAGCCCCUAUAGCUGAACCGGCAGUUUUCCGCCAGCACAAGGAAUCACUCUCAAAUACUCUGAUGAGGUUAAAAUUGCGGGUAUCGGAACUAUCCACGGAUAUGGUCGAUAUGAAUGGAGAUAGGGACGUUUUCUCAAACUAUAUCGAUCGUGUUGCUCGACUUCAAGCUUGGCUGGAUAAAAGACUCGAGAAAACAGACUCCUCUGACAUUAACAAUGCUGCCCCGGAAGAACCGCGAACAAUAGAGGGCACCCCCAGUUUAGAAAAUCAACAGUUAGCUGAUGCCUCGAGAGUUAUACACGAUUCUUCGCCUUCCGAUUUAUUUGCUAGUAUGGCGAAUGGCUAUCCCUCAAUGGAGGAGGAUGAUUUCGCUUACACUAUAGAUCAAAUGCUGGAUAAUUGGAUGUGA
Molecule: messenger RNA, 1539 nt
Organism: Nannizzia gypsea CBS 118893
Lineage: Eukaryota; Fungi; Ascomycota; Eurotiomycetes; Onygenales; Arthrodermataceae
Exons: 4
Coding region: 1-1539 (512 amino acids)
Biological process (GO): regulation of DNA-templated transcription
Cellular component (GO): nucleus
Molecular function (GO): DNA-binding transcription factor activity, RNA polymerase II-specific; transcription cis-regulatory region binding
Source: RefSeq, a predicted model, not a curated record